This is a messenger RNA of Penicillium alfredii, 693 nucleotides long. RefSeq lists its product as uncharacterized. Gene Ontology annotation, biological process: transsulfuration. The record is from RefSeq and is a predicted model, not a curated record. Gene Ontology annotation, molecular function: carbon-sulfur lyase activity; pyridoxal phosphate binding. The coding region runs from base 1 to 693 and encodes 230 amino acids. Gene Ontology annotation, cellular component: cytoplasm. NCBI's taxonomy places the organism in Eukaryota, Fungi, Ascomycota, Eurotiomycetes, Eurotiales, Aspergillaceae. The transcript has 2 exons.
AUGCGAUCCACCCCGAAACCCCAUUCAACCCCACGGGCGAAGCAAGCGGCAUCAAGUACUUUGCCGACGAAGCCCAGAGGGGCUUAUUUAGUCGUGGACUUGACGUUUGGUCGGCCCGGAAUCCAAGAUCCGUUUGCUCUCGACGCGGAUACCAUCAUGCAUAGCGGGACGAAGUACUUUGGGGGCCAUAAUGAUCUCCUAUGUGGUACUUUGUCCAUCCCGCCCGAGAGAGAAGAGGCAUGGCUGAAGCGCUUGCACGAACAGCGCACCAUACUGGGCAGCGUACUCGACGACAGCGAAAAUGCAACCUGCCUAGUUCGGUGGAUUGCUGAAUUUCUGAAAUCUGUGGAAGACAAUGCCAUGAAGUCAACCGUCUCCGCGGCAAGACACGCCAGCCUCCAAGAUGCGGACAUGGAUUGGUUGCGAGAGCAGACGCCGAAUGGAUUUGGGCCUGUUUUGGGGUUGGAGAUGAAAACCGAAGGCAUGACUCGUCGGCUAACUGGGCUUCUGGACUUGUUUCAACAUGCCACUAGCCUGGGCGGCGUUGAGAGUCAGAUCGAAUGGAGGAGGCUUAUCGAUCCGUCAUCGAGGCCGACUCUUCUUCGUGUUAGUGUUAGCGUCGAGCAUAUAGAUGACUUGAAGGCCGAUCUCCUGCAAGGGUUUGAGUCAAUGUUGCAGCCUACGCGGGUCUAA